AGGCGCAGUGGCGCAUCGGGCACGGCGCGCAGGCGCGGGCCGGCAAUGGCGGAGGAUGCGGCGGUGCGGGCGCAGGCCGAGGUGGUGCGGCGCCUCAAGCACGAUAAGGCCGAUGCCGACGAGAUUGCAAAGGAGGUGGCAAAGCUGCUGGAGAUGAAGGCCCAGCUGGGAGGAGAUGAAGGGAAGCACAAGUUUGUACUCAAGACCCCAAAGGGCACACGGGACUACAGCCCCAAGCAAAUGGCCAUUCGUGAGAGGGUCUUCAAUGCAAUCAUCUCCUGCUUCAAGCGCCAUGGAGCAGAAGUCAUUGAUACACCAGUGUUUGAGCUGAAGGAGACAUUGACAGGGAAAUACGGUGAAGACUCGAAGCUCAUCUAUGAUCUGAAAGAUCAAGGAGGAGAGCUGCUGUCCCUGCGCUACGACCUGACAGUGCCCUUCGCUCGCUAUCUGGCCAUGAACAAGAUCACCAACAUCAAGCGCUAUCACAUCGCCAAGGUCUACAGGAGGGACAACCCAGCCAUGACCAGGGGCCGCUACCGGGAGUUCUACCAGUGUGACUUUGACAUCGCUGGGCAGUUUGACCCCAUGAUUCCUGAUGCCGAGUGCCUGAAGAUCGUGCACGAGAUCCUGAGUGACCUGCAGCUCGGAGACUUCCUCGUCAAGGUCAAUGAUCGGCGCAUCCUUGAUGGGAUGUUUGCAGUUUGUGGUGUCCCGGACAGCAAGUUCCGAACGAUCUGCUCCAGUGUGGACAAACUGGACAAGGUGCCAUGGGAAGAAGUGAGGAGCGAGAUGGUGGGGGAGAAGGGGCUCUCCCCCGAGGCUGCGGAUCACAUCGGGGAGUACGUCCAGCUUCACGGUGGCCUGGAGCUGAUCGAGCGGCUGCUCCAGGACCCAAAGCUGUCCCAGAACAAGCUGGCCAAGGAGGGGCUGGGGGACAUGAAGCUGCUCUUUGAGUACCUGACCCUGUUUGGCAUCACAGAAAAGAUCUCCUUUGACCUGAGCCUGGCGCGGGGCCUGGACUAUUACACAGGGGUGAUCUUCGAGGCUGUGCUGCUGCAGCAGGAGAAUGAGCACGUGGAGGAGCCCGUGAGCGUCGGGAGCGUGGCUGGAGGCGGCCGCUACGAUGGGCUGGUGGGGAUGUUUGAUCCCAAGGGACGGAAGGUGCCCUGCGUGGGGGUCAGCAUUGGGAUAGAGCGGAUCUUCUCCAUUCUGGAGCAGAGAGUGGAGGCCUCUGAGGAGAAGAUCAGGACAACAGAGACACAGGUGCUGGUGGCCUCUGCCCAAAAGAAGCUCCUGGAAGAGCGGCUGAAGCUCAUUGCUGAGCUGUGGGAUGCUGGAAUCAAGGCAGAAGUGCUCUACAAGAAGAACCCCAAGCUGCUGAACCAGCUGCAGUACUGUGAGGACACCGGCAUCCCUCUUGUUGCCAUUGUGGGCGAGCAGGAGCUCAAGGAUGGAGUCGUCAAGCUGCGGAUGGUGGCAACCAGGGAGGAGGUCAACGUUCGCCGGGAGAGCCUGGUAGAAGAGAUCAGGAUGCGAACGAGCUGCCCCUAAACCCCUUCUGGAUGUGUCUGCUCGUUUGUUGGAUUCUGGCUGACAGAUUUCCUCCUGUAAAUACCUUCACUAGCCCACGGAGCAACAGGGGCAGGGGGGCCUUUGGACACUAUUUAUUCUUGUCUCAUGCCCUCCCUUUCCCAUUGGGAGCAGAGAGGCCGUACUGACUACUAUGACAUGCCCUGGCCCUUGGGUAUGUUGCUGGAUGUUUUUGAGUAGCUCUGGCAAAUGCUGUGGUGGCUGUGGAGUCCCGUGGUGACACGUGGAGCCCUGUGCUGUCAGCAGACCCCAGGGGCUUGGCUGCAGCUUCUUGUUCCUGUCACUUUGAAUCAACAUCCUGCCCCGUCCCUCUGCUCUGGCUGCAGGGAGGUGACCUUAUCUCGAGCAACAUGUAAAGGCACUGCUUCCAGAAAUAAUAAACCUGUCUCUCCCA
Molecule: messenger RNA, 1984 nt
Organism: Pezoporus flaviventris
Lineage: Eukaryota; Metazoa; Chordata; Aves; Psittaciformes; Psittacidae
Product: histidine--tRNA ligase, cytoplasmic
Exons: 13
Coding region: 46-1551 (501 amino acids)
Biological process (GO): histidyl-tRNA aminoacylation; mitochondrial translation
Cellular component (GO): cytoplasm; mitochondrion
Molecular function (GO): ATP binding; identical protein binding; histidine-tRNA ligase activity
Source: RefSeq, a predicted model, not a curated record